GUAAGCAGCGGGGUUGCUUCCGUGCAUUCGCCGACGCUGUACAGCUCAUAUACUCUCGCUCCAUCUCCUGUGCGUUGUUUCAUGCAGUCACUACGCCUUUUCGCGCCACUGCGAAGCUCAUUCAAGCUCCAUACCCGCGUCCAUCCAAACUUACAAAGGGCAGCAUUCACUACAACCAUCAGAGCCAUGGCGCAAGAAUUCAAGCUCAAGGGAGUCUCAUCCCUGAACAUGAAGAAUGGCGAGAAGCAGGAGGUCGAAGUUGAGGGCGUAGAGGGCGGAAAGGUGCUCUUGUGCAAGGUCCAGGACAAGGUUCAUGCCAUGUCAGCAAACUGCACUCACUAUGGAGCGCCUCUGAAGAUGGGCGUUCUUACCCCGGAUGGACGAUUGACUUGCCCAUGGCACGGCGCUUGUUUCAAUGUCUCCACCGGAGAUGUCGAAGACGCACCGGCGCCUGAUCCGCUCACCAAGUACGAGGUAUUCGAGAAGAACGGCGCCGUCUACGUCAAGACCGAUGAGGACACCCUGAGGAUGAACAGGCGACCGUUGAACAUCAAGUGUUCGGCUUCGACCCUGAGCAACGAGAGCGUUCUCGUUAUUGGCGGUGGCUCCGGAACGUUCGGCGCAAUCGAGGGACUUCGCGGUGGAGGAUACAAGGGACACAUAACCGUGCUCUCAAAAGAAGGAUACCGACCGAUCGACCGCACGAAGCUGUCCAAGGCCCUGUUAGCUGACCUAUCGAAGCUCGCGUGGCGACAGCCAGAGUUCUACAAGGAUGCUUCGAUUGACAUUAUCGACGACGAAGUGAAGAGCGUUGACUUCGCGGGCAAGAACGUAUCGACAAAGUCCGGCAAGACGUACGACUACACCCAAUUGGUCCUGGCGACGGGCGGAACCCCGAGAUGGCUGCCGCUGGAAGGUUUGAAAGGAGACCUGGGCAACGUAUUCACGCUACGAUCCAUUCCAGACGUACAGAAUAUCCUCAAGGCUGUCGGUGAUAACGGGAAGAAGAUUGUCGUCAUUGGGAGCUCUUUCAUUGGUAUGGAGGUCGGCAACUGCUUGGCGAGCAUGAAGAAUGAUGUAACCAUUAUUGGCAUGGAGUCGGCUCCCAUGGAGCGUGUUAUGGGAAGCAAAGUCGGACAGAUCUUCCAAGGAUUGCUCGAGAAGAACGGUGUGAAGUUCAAGAUGGGUGCCAGCGUCGACAAGGCCACACCUUCAAAGAGCGACUCAUCUAAAGUGGGAGCUGUGCAUCUCAAGGACGGUACUGCGCUAGAAGCCGAUCUCGUCAUCGAAGGCGUCGGUGUUGCGCCUGCAACAGAGUACCUGAAGGAUAACCCAAGCGUACAGCUGGCGAAGGACGGUUCGCUGAACACGAAUGAGUCAUUCGAGGUCAAGGGCUUGACCGAUGUGUUCGCAAUUGGCGACAUUGCGACGUACCCAUACCACGGCCCUGGGGGUAACGGAUCGCCCAUUAGAAUCGAACAUUGGAACGUCGCACAGAACGCCGGCCGCUCGGUCGCACACUCGAUCAACAACCCGGGCUCGAAACCCAAGCCCUUCAUUCCCGUCUUCUGGUCAGCCCUAGGUUCGCAGCUGCGGUACUGCGGCAACACUGUGGGUGGCUAUGAUGACGUAGUCAUCACAGGUGAUACGUCGAAGCCGUCGUUUGUCGCAUACUAUACUCAAGGCGAGGAGGUGGUUGCUGUGGCUUCUAUGAUGAAGGAUCCUUAUAUGACGCAGAGCGCCGAGCUGAUGAGGAGGGGCAAGAUGCCCAAGAAGAGCGAGCUGCAAAAAGGCGUGGAUAUCAUGGAGGUUGGCGUGCCGUCGGAUAUCAAGAUCUGAGAGGAUAUGAGUCUUACGCGUGGAUAAUGGAAAGGAUAGCAGGUCCGGAGAAAAGGAUGCCGUCUGGAGUAGAAAGGGGCAUUGUCCAGAGGAACCACUUCUUCCGAAUGACGUCAAAGAGGGAAUGUGAUGUCUGCCUAUCCAUGACCUCCCUGAACUCACCAUGUGCGAGCAGAGAACAGAGCCUAAAGGCCUCCAGUGUGCACCCGGGCGCCAGCACAAGUCAUGUCUUGCAGCAAUUAGAGCCGAGUCGCACCAGGUCAGCGACGAGGGU
Messenger RNA from Trematosphaeria pertusa, 2113 nucleotides. RefSeq lists its product as uncharacterized. Gene Ontology annotation, cellular component: cytoplasm. Bases 187 to 1839 code for a protein of 550 amino acids. The record is from RefSeq and is a predicted model, not a curated record. Gene Ontology annotation, molecular function: 2 iron, 2 sulfur cluster binding; flavin adenine dinucleotide binding; oxidoreductase activity, acting on NAD(P)H. Lineage: Eukaryota; Fungi; Ascomycota; Dothideomycetes; Pleosporales; Trematosphaeriaceae. The transcript is spliced from 6 exons.